Equus caballus (horse) is the source of this 1888-nucleotide messenger RNA. The record is from RefSeq and is a predicted model, not a curated record. Lineage: Eukaryota; Metazoa; Chordata; Mammalia; Perissodactyla; Equidae.
GUCGCCCCGUCGGUGCUGCGCGCACCAUGGCCGGCUGCUGCUGUCUGUCCGCGGAGGAGAAGGAGUCGCAGCGCAUCAGCGCCGAGAUCGAGCGGCAGCUUCGCCGGGACAAGAAGGACGCGCGCCGCGAGCUCAAGCUGCUGCUGCUGGGAACAGGUGAAAGUGGCAAAAGCACCUUUAUCAAGCAAAUGAGAAUCAUCCAUGGAUCUGGUUACAGCGAUGAAGACAGAAAGGGGUUCACGAAGCUGGUUUACCAAAAUAUCUUCACCGCCAUGCAAGCCAUGAUCAGAGCCAUGGACACCCUGAGGAUCCAGUAUGUGUGUGAGCAGAAUGAGGAAAAUGCCCAGCUAAUCAGAGAAGUGGAAGUGGACAAGGUCUCUGCACUCUCCAGGGACCAGGUAGAGGCCAUCAAGCAGCUGUGGCAGGACCCAGGAAUCCAGGAGUGUUACGACAGGAGAAGGGAAUACCAGCUGUCAGACUCUGCCAAAUAUUACCUGACUGACAUCGACCGGAUCGCCAUGCCGUCAUUCGUGCCAACGCAGCAAGAUGUGCUUCGUGUCCGAGUGCCCACAACUGGCAUCAUUGAGUAUCCAUUUGACUUGGAAAACAUCAUCUUUCGGAUGGUGGAUGUUGGUGGCCAGCGAUCUGAAAGACGGAAAUGGAUUCACUGCUUUGAGAGUGUCACCUCCAUUAUUUUUUUGGUUGCUCUGAGUGAAUAUGACCAGGUCCUAGCUGAGUGUGACAAUGAGAACCGCAUGGAAGAGAGCAAAGCCUUAUUCAAAACCAUUAUCACCUACCCCUGGUUUCUGAACUCAUCUGUGAUUUUGUUCUUAAACAAGAAGGAUCUUUUGGAAGAGAAAAUCAUGUACUCUCAUCUAAUUAGCUAUUUUCCAGAAUACACAGACGUUCUGACCAUUCCCCACCUUUGAAUGGAAGCUCCAGUUGCAUCAGCGUGUGUCUUCGCCUCAGCACCUCCACCUCUGCCUCUCCCAGUGCCCAGAAUGUAUUUGCCAACUCCUUUUGCCAACUCUACUUUGUUCUCCAAGACCUAGCUCAGGCACCUCUCCCUGGGGGCAGUCCUGCUGCCCCUCACCCCACCCCAUCUGCAGUAGGCGUGCCCCCCUUGGCAGCCUGGGCUCACCUUGCUCCCUCUCGGCCUUCCUCACACUGGCUGUUCAGUGUCUGCUGGCUCAGCCCUCUCCUCAGUCGGCUCCUGAGGGCAGAGACUGUGCCCGACUUGUCUUUGCAUUCCUAGCGCCCGUCAGAGCACCUGGCACUUUGUGUGUGUCGGUUAAAUUGUCGCAGCCCUGUUACCACUGUAAUAAAGACUCUGAAGUUCUUUAUUACAUGACCUGUCCAAGGCAGGAGAGUUUAUGCCCGUUGCUAAUUAUUUCUGGUACAAGAGGUCUCAAAUAUUACUAGGUUUGACAUUCGGAGGAGUAGUGUUUUGGCACUCUCCUUUUUCCUUUUAUUAUCCGUACUUGCGAUGUGGUAUAGAGCCCUCAAACUUGAAAAUCAGACUUGGGCACCUAAGAGUGUUAGUUCCCACAUUCUUCCUUUUCCGUCUCCUAGCCCACUUCUGUCUGCCUGAGUUAAUAAGGAUUACAUCUCUUCAAAAGUGGUCUAAAUCAGAAAAUUAAAUCGCGUCACUAUUUUCCAACAAAUCGCCUUAAAAUACAAUUUUUAGGUACUAGUGGACACUUUAAAAUACUUUUACGGGUUCAUAAUGAAAUAUAAUAAAAAUAAUGCCCCAGAUAAACGAUUCUCUAGAAAUGAGAUAGCCCAAAGAAGGAUGCCAAAUAAGAACGAGAGUCCAUUGAAAACGAUUUUUGAGAGGACCUGGUGGUGAGUUGGUAUCUUUCUUCUUUAUUCCUCUAACUGCACUCUU